UGAAGAAUAGGGCAGCACCUCACACUGACUAAGAGGUGCUUACUUUAAUGUGAGAGAAGAGCGCUGAUACACCAGACACCUGACAUUCUCAGAGACACAGACGAAGGAUAGGACCAUUGAGAAGAUGGCCAGUUCCUGUGAAAAUUCUGUGUAUCCUGAUGCUGCUGCUGCACAGCAGUCAACAAAAACAAGUGUUUAAUGAUGAGGACACUCUCAAUCUCCCUGCAAAUUAUGCAGUUGGCUGGAUGAAAACUCUGGAUGAUGAAAAGUUAAUUUCUACCAUGACCAUUCCUGGUACCCAUGAUUCCAUGGCUCUUCAUGGAGGACCACUAGCUAAAUGUCAGGCAUGGUCACCAGAGAACCAGUUAAAGGCCGGGAUACGAUACUUCGACUUGAGAGUGUCUGGCUUAGGAUUAAUAAUUAUGCAUGGACCGAUUUGCCAAUUUAUAACAUUGUCAAGCGUUCUCAAAAAAAUUAGGGCAUUUUUAGAUGAUUUCAGUAAGGAGAUAGUGCUUGUCAGAGUUAAGCCCGUUUUUCCUAUGAAGGGAAAAGUUCCGAAGUUAGUUGAAAACAUGAUUAAAAAUGCUACAGAUAUCUGGGUUAAGCCGUCAGUUCCGAGGAUUGGUGAAGUAAGAGGAAAGAUUGUUUUUGUUCAGAAAGACAGCUUUAAGUUAGGCAUUAUUUUGUCUGAAACUGACCAAAAAGGAGACUAUAUAGUAACUGAUGUUAAAGUCAAAGAGGAAAAGAUUAAAAAGCAUCUGGAAGAAGCUGCUGAACAAUGUAGUAAAGGUACUGGUCUGAGUCUGAGCUACUCGAGUGGCACGAGCUUGCCUAAGUCUAUUAAAUUUUUGCCAAAUGCAUUGGCAAAGGAAAUCAAUCCUUGGUUGUAUGAUCAUCUUAAAGAGGAAUUUAAAAAGAAACCCAAGCCUUGUUUUGGGAUCAUAGCCAUGGACUUUCCAGGUUUUGACUUGAUUCAAAUGGUCAUCAAAUUCAAUAGGCCUACCUAAGAUUUUUCAGUCUUUACUUUUUCCUGUGGGUUUAUCAGGAAAUUAAUGUUCUUGUUGCUUUCAUCAGAUAAUUGAGAAUAUUUAAACUUACAAAUUAUAUAAUCAAUAUUUUAGGUGUGUUAUGUUAUUUCAAUAAUAAGAUUUUUUUUGUUGUCUUAUGGGUUUGGAACAACAUUAGCAUGAGCAAAUGAUGACAAAAGUUCAGAGUGAACUCAAAAAAAAAAAAAAGGUAUGGGCAAAACAUCUAAGGCUCAACAAUUAGUUUAGAUUUUGAUUAAUUUGUGAUUUUUAUUUUCAGUAAUGAAUCUCAAUAUUGUCUAGAAAUAUUUUUAUAUUUUUAAAGUAUGAUCUAAUUAUAAAUUUGCUAAAUUUUUUACUAAAUUUUUUUCUUCACAAAAAAAAAAAAAAAAAAAGCAACAAGCUGGAAAUAUACAGCUAUAAUGUCUAUAAAUGUAUAAACAUUACUGAUUGGUGUGUCGUUUUAACACAUUCUUAACUGUCUGAUGUGAUGUAUGAUCAUUAUUUCUGCACUAAUAAAGCAUUACAAUCCCUGGCUCA
Messenger RNA from Ctenopharyngodon idella (grass carp), 1565 nucleotides. Its product is annotated as 1-phosphatidylinositol phosphodiesterase-like. Gene Ontology annotation, biological process: lipid metabolic process. The transcript has 3 exons. Bases 159 to 1007 code for a protein of 282 amino acids. The record is from RefSeq and is a predicted model, not a curated record. Lineage: Eukaryota; Metazoa; Chordata; Actinopteri; Cypriniformes; Xenocyprididae. Gene Ontology annotation, molecular function: phosphoric diester hydrolase activity.